Messenger RNA from Linum tenue, 536 nucleotides. NCBI's taxonomy places the organism in Eukaryota, Viridiplantae, Streptophyta, Magnoliopsida, Malpighiales, Linaceae. The record is from the annotation of a GenBank genome assembly.
AUAAGAGAUAACCUCAGUAAAUUGUUAUUUUCAAGGUUGUAAGUGGAAAAUCAACAAAAUGAAGACUCAAUCAAUCAAUGCCCUCUUGUUCUUCCUGAUUCUCUUCCUUGUUUCUGGAAAUUGUUGGGGAAGGCAGUUGAGUGCAGACAAAGACAAUGUAAGGGUACUCAGGUUUUGUCGCCAAGCAAUAUUGGAAUUGGAUAGCCCAAUAGAAUGCUCGCUUAAGCAUUGUCAAAGGCAAUGUUCACUAGACGAUUAUAGAUACCAUGUUUUUGGCAGAUGCAAUUAUUCCACCAUGAAAUGUGACUGUUACGGAUAUUGUGGGCCACAAUAAAAGACGAGAGUGUUUAGGUUUCUCUUUUUGCAUAAUUAUGCCUCACAUUUCGUCCGAUGUUGAAUGGUUUCGUUUCAUAAAUUGUAUCAAUAAAUUCUCUCUUUUUCCAGUUAAUUAGUGGAUUUUUUUUUAUUAGCGAAUGAUGUAGCUGGAUUUUUUACUUCCAGGUUUCUCUAUUUAAGGUGAUGGUAAGGAAUCUUUG